AUGCGUGAGAAGCCGGGGAGGACGCGGAGCCUGUACAUGCCGAGGAACCCCGCAGAUCGAGCCCCCAUCCCGGGUCCGAAGCAGGUCUGGACCAUGUCAGGACUCCUCAUCUGUCCUCGCUGUGGUGAUGCCUUUAAAUUCAGCACAAUCGCUGAUCUCAGAGUUCACCUCAUCACACGACACACUUAUGAGACGCUGCUGCUGUUGUCACAAGCCCGUGUGCGGACCUCCAGACCCCGCUCUCUGCUUCCACUUGCCGGGCCGAUGUUAGCCCAGAUUGAGUGUUCAAUGUCCGGGACAGAGCUCCAGCAAAUUCCCCUCCCUCUGGAAAGUCUGGACCUGGCCUCAUCCACCUCCUCAGUCCAGCUGCUGCAGUCAAUGGUCCUGCCCAGAGGGAAGCUCACAGAGACCUUCUUGCGGGUGGACAUCGGGCUGGAGGAGAGGCUGGGUCUGGGCGUGGGUCUGGGCCCCAGGAUUGCCCGAACCCUGGAGGAGGUGGAGCAGAGGGUGAACCGCAAAGUGGAGCGCCUCAAAUCCAGACUGCAGCAGAAAGACGAGGAGCUCCAGAGGCAGAGGAUCGUGGAGGAGACCCUGAGGACACAGAAACAGGAGCUGAACGAACACCUGGCCCAUCUCACCGGACAGGUGUCGGCUGCAGAGGAGCUCAUGAGCAAACUGCUGCAGGAACUGGAGGCCAAAGAGACCGAGCUGAACUACAAACAGCAGGAGAUGGUGGAGAUCGAGUGUUUUCUCAACAGUUUGGCCCAACGAGAAGCUGAAGCUAAAGUCAAACUCCAGGUUUUCAUCGAGUCUUUGUUGGAGCGAGCAGACCGCGCUGAGAGGCAUCUGCUGCUGAUCACUUCACACAAACCCAGUCCACACAGGGGAAGUUUGGAUGAGAUCAUCACCAGUCGUCUCCAGGAGUCCAUUGGGAACCGGGUUCGUAGAGGGAGGAUGGGGUCAGACCUGGAGUAA
Molecule: messenger RNA, 975 nt
Organism: Knipowitschia caucasica
Lineage: Eukaryota; Metazoa; Chordata; Actinopteri; Gobiiformes; Gobiidae
Source: the annotation of a GenBank genome assembly